GAGAGAGAGAGAGAGAGACACAAAGACUGAGCAGGAGAGGGGCAGAGUGGGAGACAGAACCUGAAGCAGGCUCCAGGCUCUGAGCUGUCAGCACAGAGAGCCCGGACACAGGGCUCGAACUCACAGACCACGAGAUCACGACCUGCGCCGAAGUUGGAUGCUUAACUGAUCGAGCCACCGAGGCGCCCCUGUCUGUUUUAACUAUUUUUAAGUGUACAGUUCAGUGGCAUUAAAUACACUGAGGUUGUGCAACCAUCACCACCAUCCAUCUCUAGAACUCUUCAUUUUCCAAAUUGAAACUUUGUACUCAUUGAGCCAUGGCUACCCAUUCUCCUCUCCCCCAGUCCUUGGCAACCACAACCUAAUUUUGUUUUACCUUCUGUUGCACUAUAAUUUCAUACAUAAAAAUGCAUAUACCACAAGUACACUGGCAACCAAAAAACAGGAUGAGGAAGGGAGUAUUUGUAAGUGUUAAUAUGGAGGCUCUGUUUUUCUUUGCAGAGCAAGUUGCCAGCUCUAAUAGUACAGAUUUACUUUCUCUUAACUGUCACAUUAUUUCAGUUGAUAAUUUUCUGUUGACUGGCUGGGGACUAGCUCAGAGCUAGCAAGUGUCACCCAGAGCAUAAUAAAGCACUGUGUAGUAAUGCGUCACAAGACUGUUUUUGCAUAGAGCUUAGCCAAGACUUUUGGAACCGCCCUCAGUUGCACCUUGUGCUAUAUUAGUACUUCUCAGACAGGAAGAAUUUUCUUUCGCUGGUGUAGCUGGUCCGGUUACAUUCAGGUGUAUAUCCAAGCCCUGCAUCCCUGGAUAUUGCUUACCACCUAUGCUGUUGUUCUAGGACAAAUUCAAGGACAGAAGAACUCAGAGUACCCUUAGGAAGAUUGGAUAACCAAGAAAUGCCUAAUCAAGACUCUGCUGUGCAUGUGAAAAUGAUGCCAGAAUUCCAGAGAAGUUCAGUUCGAAUCAAGAACCCAGCAAAAGUAGAAGAAAUUAUCUGCGGUCUUAUUAAGGGAGGAGCUGCCAAACUUCAGAUAAUAACAGACUUUGAUAUGACACUGAGUAGAUUUUCCUACGAAGGGAAAAGAUGCCCAACAUGUCAUUAUGUCAUUGACAACAGUAAGCUGGUUACAGAUGAAUGUCGGAAAAAGUUAAUGCAACUAAAGGAAAAAUAUUAUGCUAUUGAAAUUGAUCCUGUUCUUACCAUGGAAGAGAAGUACCCCUAUAUGGUAGAAUGGUAUACUAAAGCACAUGGCUUGCUUAUUGAACAGGCUUUACCAAAAGCUAAACUUAAAGAAAUCGUGGCAGAAUCUGAUGUUAUGCUCAAACUUGGGGUGCCUGGCUGGCUCAGUGGGAAGAAUGUGCGACUCCUGAUCUUGGGAUUGGAAGGGUAUGAGAAUUUCUUUGAUAAGCUCCAACAAUACGGUAUCCCUGUGUUCAUAUUUUCGGCUGGUAUCGGUGAUAUACUAGAGGAGGUGAUCCAUCAAGCUGGCGUUUAUCACCCAAACAUCACAGUAGUGUCCAACUUCAUGGAUUUUGAUGACAAUGGGGUGCUCAAAGGAUUUAAAGGCGAACUAAUUCAUGUAUUUAACAAACAUGAUGGCGCCUUGAAGAACACAGAAUAUUUCAAUCGGCUAAAAGAUAAUAGCAAUAUAAUUCUGCUGGGAGAUUCCCAAGGAGAUAUAAGAAUGGCAGAUGGAGUAGCCAAUGUUGAACACAUCCUGAAAAUUGGAUAUCUAAAUGAUAGAGUGGAUGAGCUUUUAGAAAAGUACAUGGACUCUUACGAUAUUGUUCUAGUAAAAGAUGAAUCACUGGACGUAGCCAACUCUAUCUUACAGAAGAUUCUAUAAACAAGCAUUCUUCAAGAAGACCUCUGUGCUGUGGGUGCAAUUGAUGCAGGAACUGCUCACCUGUUCAUCUUGCUGAAAGACUUCUAUUUAUAAUACAUUCUUGCUCUUGAAGUUUUUUCUCUACGUUACUGAGGUAUUUUCAGACAUAUUGAAUCCAUCAACUGGAAACUCCUUUUUUCCUCACCUCUCUCAACACACUCAACUAUAUUUUUUAACAGUUAAAAAAAAAAAAAAAAAAAACCUUAAAGGUAAAAUUUGAAAAAUAACUCCAUGAAUUAAUUCCCAGAGUGAAUUUUGUAGUUUAAUGUUAUCAUGAGGUUUUUGAGGAAACUUUUUACUCUGGGAAAAAAGUCUGUAUAAGUUUAAAAAGAAGUUUUAUGAAAUGGUGAAAUAAUGUGCAUGAUUUUAAGUGUUGCUGUUUUUGUCAUGUGGGUGAAUUAUGCUGAUGAUAUCACCAUCUCCUGAAAUUGUA
Molecule: messenger RNA, 2320 nt
Organism: Panthera uncia (snow leopard)
Lineage: Eukaryota; Metazoa; Chordata; Mammalia; Carnivora; Felidae
Gene: NT5C3A
Product: 5'-nucleotidase, cytosolic IIIA
Exons: 12
Coding region: 898-1848 (316 amino acids)
Cellular component (GO): cytoplasm
Molecular function (GO): magnesium ion binding; 5'-nucleotidase activity
Source: RefSeq, a predicted model, not a curated record